Molecule: messenger RNA, 1110 nt
Organism: Saccostrea cuccullata (small rock oyster)
Lineage: Eukaryota; Metazoa; Mollusca; Bivalvia; Ostreida; Ostreidae
Product: myb/SANT-like DNA-binding domain-containing protein 4
Exons: 7
Coding region: 151-810 (219 amino acids)
Cellular component (GO): nucleus
Source: RefSeq, a predicted model, not a curated record
UGGUCGUAAGAUCGACACAUUGUCGUAAGUGAAAAUCGAUCGUAAGAUUUUUCCUUCCUUGGUUACCGACAACUGCCCAUGCGCAGUACAUAGUACGAGAAAAGCGGAAGUAGGCCUAGCAGACGAUUACGCAACACCCAAGUCUUGAAAAUGAGCGCUGACAGCAGCAGAAAGAAGAAUUGGAGUGCCGGAGAAAUAUCUCUCCUCGUGGAUCUCGUAUCCGAGAGGAAAGAUGUGUUGCGGGGGAGAUUUUCUCCGGCACUCACCUCAGCAGAUAAGGCUGGGGCUUGGGAGGCCAUCACCACAAGUGUAAAUGCAGUUGGUGGGAGUGGACGUACCACAAAAGAAGUAAAAAAAAAGUGGCAGGAUAUUCAAUCAUCAACUAAAAAAAAGGUAUCCACUAAGACAGGGGGUGGCCCUCCCCCUGAGGACACCAAAGAUUGGGAGAAGAGGAUCAUUGGAAUCAUCUCUGACAAAGUUAUUUAUGGGAUUGACGGGGGUACAGACACUCUAGAGGUCUCAACAGGAACAGUUCUUAAAGCAUGUAGUGAGAGUGAAUGCAGAACUAGUGCACAGGCAGUGCUACCUGGGGUAUCUGCCACAGAGACUGGAGCUACCUGUAGCACCUCAGCGGAGGUAACCAGUGAGUUUGAGCCAGUGGUCAUUAAUAAGCGUAAAACUUUAGAAGAACAGGAUGGCUCCAAGAGAAGCAAAUGUGAGAAACAAAGCAGCAAAAAGCAGAAGAACACAGGUGUGUUGAUUUUUCUUGAACAUGAUAUCUUGCAAACACUGACAAUUUGGGCCUCCUGAUUCCAAAUACAUUCACAACUCUUAUUUUAGGAUUUUUAAAAAUUAUCUUUUGAGUUAUUUUGCUCAAAAGGACAUUAUAGAGGGAGAAAAAGUUAUACUGCAGAUCAUUAAUUUUUGCGACAUCUUAUUUUCACGAGAUAGUGAAUUACUCUUGAUAAGUGAGGUAAAAUAUAUACAUGUACUGUGGUUUCAUCAAUAUUCGUUGAGCACCAAUUUUCGUGGAUUUCGUUGAUGAUCAGAUCCACGAAUUCAAAUGUUCAUUGAAUUACGAAAUAUGACAUUCAUUGAUAAAACCACAGU